UGGUAUAGUCCAUAAGGCCAAGAUCGGAUCAUUAUGCUUGGGGUGUACAUAUGAAUGGAGGUGGACGGGUUUGCUCGGCAAACUAUGAUUCAACUUAUACGACUCGCCUUUAAAUACGAUAUUUAUCGUUUUCGGUUCUUUUAUUUUUACAACCCCGCCUAUCCCCUCUGCAUCACGGUUCUGCCAACGGCGUAUUUCGUUAUCCACAGCAAUCGACUUACCUAGCUUGACACAAUUUCUAUAAUCCGCUAGUCACCAUGGAAAAGUAUGCGACGUAUCCAAGCCUGCGCGGGAAAACUGUCCUGAUAACUGGUGGGGCCGAAGGUAUCGGUGCAGCAUCAGUUGAGCUUUUCUGUCGGCAAGGCUCUGUUGUUGUCUUUUUGGACUACUCGGACGAUUCAGCGAAGAAGCUGCUUGACAAAAUCAAGGGCAUCCCGGGAGCUACCCAGCCUACAUUCCUGCACUGCGAUGUGACCGACUUAGCUCGCCUCAAGGAGUGCGCGGAGAAAGUGCUUUCUGAUUAUGGCACAGUGGAUGUUCUUUUGAACAACGCCGCCCGUGCCGGCUCUCAAACAAGGGUCCCAACCGUCCAGGUAACCCCUGAGUCGUGGGACCACGAUUUCAACGUGAAUCUUCGUCACCAAUUCUUUCUAACGCAGGCGGUGGUGCCAGCGAUGCAGAAGAAGGGAGCUGGUAGUAUUAUCAAUAUGGGAUCGAUCACGUGGCGCAUUCCAGCCGUCGGGCUUCCCCUCUACACCAUGUGCAAAGCAGCGGUCGUCGGGAUGACGAGAACGCACAGCAAGGAGUUCGGACAGUAUGGUAUCAGGGUGAACAGUGUUGUUCCGGGCGCCAUUGCGACACAGAGACAGAUCGAUGAGGUCUUGACGGAUGAGUAUCGCGCCGAAGUGAUGACUGCGCAAAGCUUGAAGAGGGAUCUGAUGCCUAACGAGGUAGCGAGAUUGAUAUUAUUUCUUGCUGCGGAUGAUUCAAGUGCCAUCACUGGGAGUAGCUACGUGAUUGAUGGAGGAUGGGUUAGCGAUGUUUAGGGAAAUGGACUGAUGGACGGUGCGUCGAUACCGAAGCGUUUAUUUAAUACAUCACUUAUAUUAGCAAAAAUGUGAUACCUACCUCUACCUAGGUACCUACAAUACAAGCCGCAGUGUCGUUAUUUAUCACUCCUAUAUUCUCUCAAGUACAAAUUGC
Messenger RNA from Daldinia caldariorum, 1203 nucleotides. RefSeq names its product NAD(P)-binding protein. The record is from RefSeq and is a predicted model, not a curated record. Lineage: Eukaryota; Fungi; Ascomycota; Sordariomycetes; Xylariales; Hypoxylaceae. Gene Ontology annotation, molecular function: oxidoreductase activity, acting on the CH-OH group of donors, NAD or NADP as acceptor. The transcript has a single exon. Bases 258 to 1046 code for a protein of 262 amino acids.